Messenger RNA from Anoplopoma fimbria (sablefish), 3743 nucleotides. RefSeq names its product B-cadherin-like. The coding region runs from base 246 to 2981 and encodes 911 amino acids. The transcript is spliced from 18 exons. Gene Ontology annotation, molecular function: calcium ion binding; cadherin binding. The record is from RefSeq and is a predicted model, not a curated record. NCBI's taxonomy places the organism in Eukaryota, Metazoa, Chordata, Actinopteri, Perciformes, Anoplopomatidae. Gene Ontology annotation, biological process: cell morphogenesis; homophilic cell-cell adhesion; adherens junction organization. Gene Ontology annotation, cellular component: plasma membrane; cytoplasm; catenin complex.
CUGUAGGUGAGCUCAGCCUCUCAGCCUCUAUGCCCAUAUCAGGAACCCGGAAGCUGCGCACCUGUAGCUGACGUCACGCUGUGAGAGUACCUGCAGCAACGCGUCCGGCUGAACCCAGUCAGUGGAUCUACCUGAGAGACAAAGACACCUCGACGGAAGCUCGCAGAGGGAAUAUCUAUUUAAAAACCAGUGAAUUCUUUUACCUUUUCUGUGUAAAGGACCCCAGUGAGAGGAUCCACAGGCCGAUGGGGUUCUCCGCUCGGUUCUCCGCUCGGUUCUCCGUUUUGUGCGUUUUAAUCGUCGUUUUCCAGGCCUCAGCUUCAGGGACUACUGAAAAGCCAACAUGUGUACCUGGAUUUGGGUCGGAUAUGUUGAUUUUCAAAGUGUUCAGGAAGCACUUUAUGAAGGGCGCAAUACUGGGAAAAGUGGCCUUCUCUGACUGCACAGACCGCACAAGAUUUCCUUUCAGCAGUGAUAACAGCCAUUUCACAGUACAGACAGAUGGCAUAUUCAAGGUAACAAGACCGACUAGUAUUCAUGGACAGCGGGAAUUCUUAAUCCAUGCCUGGGACUCACAAGGUCGCAAAAUGAGUGUUACAGUCCGAGUAGUCCACCAUCAGCAUCACCAUGGGAACUACCACCAUAAUGUUGAGCAUCACCAUGGAGAACGCAAACACCACAUCCAUCAGCACCACCACACUGAAGUGGACUCUACUCAUAACACAGAGAAUACAACCGAUCGACAGGUGCCCAUUCUCCGUUUUCCCGAGACUGGUGAAGGGCUGAGGAGGAGGAAGAGAGAGUGGGUUAUUCCUGAAAUAAGUGUUUCUGAGAAUGACAAAGGACCCUACCCCCUGAAAGUAUCUCAAAUCCGGUCUAAUGCGGAUAAAGUAAAGAAGAUCUAUUACACCAUCAGUGGUCCAGGAGCCAGUGAGCCUCCUGUGGACCUUUUCACCAUGGACAUAACCUCUGGCACUCUUUAUAUCACACAACCACUGGACAGAGAGGCACAAUCCGUGUACAAGUUCCAAGCACACGCUGCGACAGAUGGUGACAGCAGUGCCGAAGCCCCUAUGGACAUUACAGUGAAAGUAAUUGACCAGAAUGACAACAAACCAGUUUUCACUCAAGACACCUUCCUGGGAGAAGUUGCUGAGGCCUCACCAAAGGGUUUCGAGGUAAUUAAGGUUGAGGCCACAGAUCUUGACGAGCCAGGUAAUGCAAACUCGGAACUCCGCUACCGUCUUUUGAGCCAGGAUCCACCUUUGCCCACCGAAGAUCUGUUUGAAAUCAACCCAACAACUGGAGUCAUCAGAGUCAAUGCUGGCGGGCUCGACAGAGAGAAAUACCCAAAGUACACUUUAGUGGUUCAAGCAGCAGACAUGAAUGGAGAAGGGUUGAGUAAGGAAGCAAAAGUAAUACUUACUGUCACAGAUAGCAACGACAAUGCUCCGGACUUCACUCAGGCUUCCUAUACGGCAGCAGUUGAAGAAAAUAAAGUGGACGCACAUAUUUUAACGAUGUCAAUCACCGAUGGUGACGUGCCACAUUCCCCAGCCUGGAACGCCAAGUUCACAAUUGUCGAUGGUGAUCCGGAAGGACAUUUCACUGUGAAAACUGGAAGUAACAAACAUGAAGGAAUCAUUUCUACUGUCAAGGGUCUUGACUUUGAGAAGAGCACCACACACACUCUGUUGGUUGCAGUGGAGAAUGACAUUGCUUUUGCAAUUGAACUGCCCACUGCCACUGCCACUGUGGUGGUGAGUGUGCUUGACGUCAAUGAAGCUCCAAUCUUUGAUCCAAUGGAGAAGCUUGUGUCAAAACGGGAGGACCUUCCCAUUGACAGUGAAGUGGCACAGUACACCGCUUUUGACCCAGACACUGCACGCAAACAGAAAGUCACGUAUAGAAUAAUUCGAGACCCUGCCGGAUGGCUGACUGUGGGAAAAGACACAGGCAUGAUUAAAGUAAAGAAUCCAAUGGACAGAGAGUCCUCUUUCGUCAAGGACGACACAUACACAGCACUCAUUGGUGCAUAUGACAAUGAUGAAGUCCCAGCAACAGGAACUGGUACUCUUAUAAUCCAGCUUCAAGAUGUCAAUGACAAUGCACCCACCAUUGAAGAACGUUCUAUCAGGAUUUGUCACAAGCAAUCGGUUCCUCAGCUGCUGUCGGUAACAGACAAAGACGGCCCGGGCUAUGCUGCUCCAUACACCGUAUCGUUACGGGGCAUGUCAAAGACCAACUGGACCGCUAGGAUGAACGAAUCCAAAACUGGCAUCUUACUGAAUUUAGCCACUGAGCUAGAGAGGGGAGAGUACACUGUGGUCCUGACGGUUGCAGACAACCAGGGAAUGGAUCAGGACAGCACUGUCAAUGCCGAAGUUUGUGACUGCACCGGAGAACAAGUGAUCUGCAAAUUGCGUGUGGCGGGUGGCACUGAACUACCUGUAAUCCUAGGAAUACUUGGAGGCAUCUUGAUGCUGCUUAUGCUGGUGUUGCUGCUGCUGCUUUUCGCAAGACGAAAAAGAGGAGAGCAGAAGGUACCUCUACUGCAAGACGACGACAUCAGAGACAACAUCUACUGCUAUGAUGAAGAGGGAGGCGGGGAGGACGAUCAGGACUAUGAUCUGAGUGUUCUCCACCGUGGUCUGGACAACCGGCCCGAGGUUUUCAGAAACGACGUGGUGCCAAACUUCAUGCCGGCUCCUCAGUACCGGCCCCGGCCCGCCAACCCAGAUGAAAUCGGCAAUUUCAUCGAUGAUAACCUGAAGGCAGCUGACAAUGACCCGACGGCACCACCCUACGACUCCCUGCUGGUGUUCGACUACGAGGGAGGCGGCUCUGACGCAGGAAGCAUGUCUUCUCUGAACUCGUCGAGCAGCGGAGACCAGGAUUACAACUGCCUCAAUGACUGGGGACCCCGCUUCAAGAAACUGGCUGACAUGUACGGAGGAGGGGAAGAGGAGGACAUGCUGUAAAUGUACCAAAUAGAAAGUAACAUUGAUGGAUGGAUGCACAUAUGGCUGUGUGUAAAUUGUAGAUUGUUUUAAGCAUGAACUGAUUGAUGACUACAUCCCAGGGAAAGUAUAGUGCAGCCAGACAUCAGUAGGCACACAGUUGUUUCCUGUGUGGGGAGUGAGGUUGGUUUUUGCCAGUUCAGUCCUGUCAGAAGCCAAAGGAUGAGUAUUUUUUUAUUUUUUAUACAUGAGUUCUGUCUGGCAUAGUACUAAACAGAGAUCUAAAAGACAGGCAAAGACUAGCUUUGCUUUUUGUUUAUUUUCUGUUCAUUGAGACAUGGAGCAACAUCAGUCUCGAUGUUGAUUCAUGGAUUUUGUGCAGAUAUUUCCGCCUUUGUUGUAGCUUACUGGGCCACACUGGACAUACACCAAAGCUUGCAGUUGCACUGGUAACGUUUGUGUAUUUUUGGCAAUGUAUGGUACUAAACGUUUUUGUUUUUUUUAUGGCGUUUGUACUACUGCUUCUGUUAGAUUUCAUUGUUUUGUGUUUGAGUAGUGAAAUUUCAAAUGAUCAAGGGGAAAUCAGGUAGCCAGCCAACUCCACAUCACCCUCUAACGGCGGGGCCAAUGAGUUAUGCAUUAUGCUUCUGAAGAUGCUUUUAGUGUCUGUACAGUUGACAUCACAAUGUAAUGUCAAAACACUUUUUGCCGUUACCUCUAGUGGUACUUUAUUGCAAAUGCUUUGUUAAUUUUGAAUUUUUUAUAAAGUUAUCUUACUACAAU